Messenger RNA from Pseudogymnoascus verrucosus, 2358 nucleotides. RefSeq lists its product as uncharacterized. Gene Ontology annotation, biological process: N-acetylglucosamine metabolic process; protein N-linked glycosylation. The transcript has a single exon. Bases 379 to 1914 code for a protein of 511 amino acids. Lineage: Eukaryota; Fungi; Ascomycota; Leotiomycetes; Thelebolales; Thelebolaceae. Gene Ontology annotation, molecular function: beta-1,4-mannosylglycoprotein 4-beta-N-acetylglucosaminyltransferase activity. Gene Ontology annotation, cellular component: membrane. The record is from RefSeq and is a predicted model, not a curated record.
GUACGAUACGAGGUGAGGUAUACAGAUGGAUGGAGGAUGGUAAGUCAUCGAUCUAUAUACGGCCUUUGUUGUCUUUGCCAGGCUGCAAUUGUACAAUUGACGCUCUAGAUAUAGCCCAGCGGUUUCAAUAAUGGCUUUUAUAAACACACUAUACUACAAAUAUCCAUGCCCUACCCUACUUACCCUGCUCGUAUUCAACAAAAGCUGCCCUGAGAGUGAAAGGAUCACCGUGGACCACAGUUGUUCCACCUCCGAUUUAAUUUAGUAACGAAGGAGUCGCAAAACAUUUCGUCCAAUGAGAUGACACUAUACAACGGAGGUAGGUAAGCAGGCAAGGCGGGAGGAGCUGUUCACACUGUUCCACUCAGCCUUGGGCGGAUGAAAUGGAUCAUCUCGAGUCAGCCACCAGGUGGUCUCCCCUUUUUUCGACCUCACCUCCCCACAUUUCUUCCUCAGGAUUGUGAAUUUGGAGGGUCCUGGAAUCUUGGAAUCUUGGAACUUGGAUUACAGUCCAUUUGUCCUCGAGAAGGUCGGUUUUCCAUCUUCUGUAACCCCUCGCCCCUUGCCUGGUCGACGACGAUAAUAUAUAUACCCGGUGAUCGACGCGAUUCGAACACCCCUGCUCUCACGAUGGUGUCGAGGAUGGAGCUCACCCAGUCGCGGAUUCGCUAUCUAUUAGUCGGCGCGUUCAUUACAGCAUUCCUCCUCUUCCUCGCCAAUACCUCCUCUGUUCGAUCGCAUCCUGCAUUCGACAAACCGUGGGGACCUGGGGGAGAGCAUCCAGGACAUAACCCGCAUCAUGGCCACAAGCCGGAUGAACCACCAAGGCCACCAGGACCACCGAAGCCCCCAAAGCCCCCAGGGCCACCAACGCCACCGAAACCCCCAGCACCACCAGUUGUGGCAGACUCGAAGCCCGAAUCGACUACAAGCGCUGCGCCGAAAGAGACCAAUGCCGUUGCGCCCGCUGCGCCUGCGAAGACGGAAUUAAAAGACGAAACCAAAUACCUCUCCAUCGCUGAAGCCCAGCAGUUCUGUGAGUUCAGGCGCUUCGAGCCGUGGGCAAACCGCGAUAAGAAGCGAAAGAUCUAUGAUCUCGUAUUGAUCAACCGCGAGCUUGAGUGGCUGGAUAUCCGUUUGGGACAGAUGUAUAGCCAUGUCGACUAUUUCAUUAUAGUUGAAGCCGCGAAGACAUUCACCGAUGAGCCAAAGACGCUUUAUGUGGAGUCGAACUGGGAUAGAUACGCGCCUUACCACGACAAGAUGAUCCGCCAUACACUCACGGAUGAAGGGAUGGAAUUCAAGACGACAUGGGAACGCGAGACCUUCUCACGUAACGCCAUGGUCGACCAAGUCAUCCCCUUCCUCAAAGACGAGCAGAAAGUCGAAAUCGAUGACGUUAUCAUCAUCGCCGACGUCGACGAGAUCCCCCGCCCCGACACCCUAACAGCCAUGCGCAACUGCGCCAUCCCCGACGCCGUCACCCUCCGCAGCAGAAUGUACUACUACAGCUUCCAGUGGCUCCUCCGCGGCGAGGACUGGAUCCAUCCACAAGCCAUGCUCUGGAAGGGCAAGGACCAGACCAUGCCCGCUGACACGCUACGUAUGGGCUCCCACAAACAGCACCACAUGCAGAACGCGGCGUGGCACUGCAGUUACUGCCUCAAGUCGCUGUCGGAUAUGGUGAACAAGGUGACGAGCUUCUCGCAUGUUGAGUUCAAUAAACCCGAGUUUCGCGAUCCGGAGAAGAUCCUUAAUCGCGUGCGCCAUGGUCUCGACUUCUUUGAUCGUGAGGACUCGUUCUUUGACCGUGUUGAGGAUAAUAAGGAUAUACCCGAGUUCUUGAAGGAGCAUAGCGAUAAAUACGCGUUUGCGGUGAACCGCGAUCCGCCGAAUGGGAAUUUCCAGGAUUAAGCGUUGUCAUUUUUUGGUUUGGCGGGCUGGGAUAUGCUGCUGAUGCAUUACCAUUGGCAGGGGCACCUCGAACCAACCGAGGGCGCGCCUGUUGUAUUCUACGGGGGAAAGGGGGCGUUUUUUGGACACAAAAUAUUGUCAUAUAAUGGGUCAUCUAAUACUAGCGAGUUGGAUAUUUUUAUAUCAGGAGCCAGGCCAAAGGCUCGAGGCAGAUGAGGGAUGAGAAACGGAAUUGUUGGAUAGGAUAGGAUACUGGGAAUCUACGUAGAUACAAUAUAGCCUACAUUGGAUAUCAUCCUCGAUCUCUCUUGACAGGGACUAUUUGUGCCACAUGGGACAAGCUUCUGUUGUAAUUGGCAGCUGUUUUGUCUUGGUGGGACGUCCGUAGAAGCUCAUUACCCUCCUUCCUGAGAUGUUUCGGAUGAGGUAUCCAGUCGCCUGAUG